UAUUUUAACACCACAACUUAAAUCACGUAGUUUAUACACAGACUCCCAGUUGGUACGUAUUACGAGAUUGGACGAUAAGCAGUGCGUUUUCAUUGGUCCAUUUGACGAAUCCUGUCAUUGCUAGCUAUUCGGGUAAAGCUACACGGGUAGACCGCAGGGUCAAUAUUUCUGUAAGCCUCGACACAACACAUGACUUGAGGGCGAAUAACAAUCGCUUUGCCAAAAUAUACCUGAUCGCGUGUGUACCAAGAAGAAAUCAAAAUACCACUUUGUAAAAGAAGACAAGCAAAUAUUUUGAUACGAAGAAUAACUUUUGGAAUAUAUAUCAGAAUCUGGAAACACUUGAAUGACUUAACACGCAGGUAGCGACGAAAUAUCGAUACAACCUUACGACUAGUGCCAAAUGCGACCGUUCCUUUAUUGUGGUUUAAUUUCUACCAAACAGCAACAAUUUUUAGUCAAAACCUUCGACUGAAAAGUGUAGACCCAUUUCUCAUCUUGUUCACAUCUGAAAUCGGAUUUUUAUAAACUUUCAUACAAACGCCUGAACUUAUGUAUGUUGUGCAGGACAGUUGUAUAUGAUGUGGUACUCCUAAAACGUCAGUGUUCAAUUUUCAACAAACAUGUCUGAGGACCAGGGUAGGGAGAUAUUUGCCUACGUCCGCGAGAGAGACGACGCCAGGGCCAAACUAAAGAAGGUCGAGGACGAGCUCCAGGAGUACCAGUCCAAACUGUAUGACGCCAAUAGCAAGAUCGAGAGUCUGAAGAAGUCACUGGCUCACGCUCAGAAAGCUACCGCGGCCGGUCAGAAAGGAGCUCCGGCGAAGGCUGCUCCAGCUGGCGCUGCCAAGGGUAAGGGACCAGCAGCUAAGGGCGGAGGGGACAAGGCGAAGGCUAAGGCGUCAUCCACAUCUACUCCUAAUGACACACCAGCCCCAACCCCUCCUCCAGCACGCCAACCUACAACAGUACGUCACCCACCGAUUCUGGGCAAGGAGCAGCUGUCAGAAGAUACCUAUGAAUAUUACAACGCGAUAGGCGACUUAUUUCCAGCUUUACCAUUGGCCAUUGUUCUUACUGCAGAGAAGAAGUUCAAUCUAGCAGACGUAAACGGAGAUGGGGUCGUAGACAAGGAGGAGAUAGACAGUGUGUUGUCCACGUCAGAUGUGGCGAUGUUUACACCUAAACAGAUUGAGGAAAUCAUCAAGGAAAUCGACAAAGACGAAACGGGCGAUCUUGACUUCUGCGAGGUUCUCACGGUUCUCGAGAAAAUGGGAAGGCGGAGGAACUCCAAGCUACCUGAUGCUAUCAACGACAACAAAGAAAAAGUUUGUGCAAUUCAAUGAAGAUUAAGGUUCUAGGACAAAAUAGAAAAGAUAUACAGGGUCGUUCGUAGACACGUGAGAUAUUGUAAUUGUAAUUUGUUUAUCAAUGUUUAGCAGAUUGAUACGUCUCCGUCCAUGACUUAAGACCAAUGACAUCAUUAAAUUUUGGAACUUCAAAUUGAUUACUAGAGGGAUAUUGUGGAUGUACAUAGUGAACUCUUUAUUCUCAAUUUUAAUGCGAUGUCAAUUAUUUAUUUCUUCAUCAUGUCAAAAUUGAAUUCGUUAUUCCGAUGUUUAUGAAAUCAUUCAUCAUAUACAUAAAGUCUUAACACAUUCUAAAUGUACUUUUUAAGAAAUGUGUGAUAAAUAUAAAAUCAUCAUGUUUGACAAAUGAAAAUUGUAGUUGUGACUUAAUAAAUCGUCUAGUUGA
This is a messenger RNA of Mizuhopecten yessoensis (Yesso scallop), 1755 nucleotides long. RefSeq lists its product as uncharacterized. The transcript is spliced from 5 exons. Lineage: Eukaryota; Metazoa; Mollusca; Bivalvia; Pectinida; Pectinidae. Gene Ontology annotation, molecular function: calcium ion binding. The coding region runs from base 624 to 1346 and encodes 240 amino acids. The record is from RefSeq and is a predicted model, not a curated record.